UCUGACACAGAACGAGAAGUCUGUGCACUGCCUGUCUCUCAGGGGGCAUCGCUGCACAGUGAGCCCUUAAUCUUUGCAACCUCCUCUGCACUGCUGCACUGCAAGUGAGUUAUUUGGAGGUAGAAGCUGACACAGCCAUGGAAGAACACCAAGCAGGAUCUUCAGACCUUACUUCAGAGGAACAGAAAGAGGUUCAGAUUAUACGUCUGCAUAAAGAGGAACUAAUGGAAGACAUUCAGAAACUAAAGAUGGAAAUCGCAGAAGUCAUUGCAGAGCUCGAGAACUUCAAUCACACAGAGGAGAGUAAAAUCGCAGAAAGGAACAAGCUGGUGGCAACUGGCAGAAAGAAAUUCAACAUGGAUCCAAAAAAGGGUAUAGAAUUCCUGAUACAGAACAAGUUGUUGUGUCAGAAUGAAGAAGAUAUUGCCAAGUUCCUCUACAAGGGGGAAGGUCUGCACAAAACUGCCAUUGGAGACUAUCUCGGCGGGAGGGAACCACAAAAUGUCAAGAUUCUACAAUCCUUCGUGGAACUGCAUGAGUUUUCUGAUCUCAACCUGGUACAGGCAUUAAGGCAGUUCCUGUGGAGCUUCCGAUUGCCAGGUGAAGCUCAGAAGAUCGACAGGAUGAUGGAGGCCUUUGCAACGAGAUAUUGCCAGUGCAACCAGGAUGUUUUUCAAUCUACUGAUACCUGUUAUGUGUUGUCGUUUGCAAUCAUUAUGUUGAACACAAGUCUACACAAUCCGAAUGUUAAGGAAAAACCGGCACUGGAGCGGUUUGUGGCAAUGAACCGCGGGAUCAACAAUGGAGGAGACCUUCCGCCAGAACUACUCAAGAACUUGUAUGAGAGCAUCAGGAAUGAGCCGUUUAAAAUCCCUGAAGAUGACGGGAAUGACUUAACGCACACAUUCUUCAAUCCUGACCGGGAAGGAUGGCUUUCCAAACUGGGUGGUCGAGUAAAAACAUGGAAACGUCGGUGGUUCAUUUUGACGGACAACUGCCUGUAUUAUUUUGAGUACACAACAGAUAAAGAACCCAGAGGAAUUAUUCCAUUGGAAAAUUUGUGUGUGAAACCAACAGAAGAUUCCCGAAAAUUGAACUGCUUUGAUUUGUAUUCACCUAAUAGUAAAGGUCACACCAUAAAAGCCUGUAAAACAGACACAGAUGGACGAGUUGUUGAAGGUAACCACCAGUUUUACAGGAUAUCUGCACCUUCAAGAGAAGAAAGGGAUGCAUGGAUCAAAUCAAUCAGAGCCAGUAUUACUCGAGAUCCUUUUUAUGACAUGGUGGCAGCAAGAAAAAGAAAGUUAACCAGCAACAAACUGAAUUAGAAGGACCUUCAGUUUCCUACCUCUGAACUGCUAAAUAAGAAAGUGAAGUGACUUUCAGUUCUACAUAUAUUGCACAUACCUUUGAGGUAUUCCUUCUGUUCCAGUGGUUGGAGUGUGCAUGUGUCCAUUUAGGAUGGUGCCUGAACUAUCUCCUGCACUCCCGGUAUUGGAUUGUGAAUUGCAGAGAAUUCCAGUUCCUUUCUCCACUUCAUCUAUUGAGAUCAAAUUGCCAAUCCAGAUAUUGGGACUGAGUCAAGUCUUCAUUGAAACUAUCAGGAUUCAACAAUAUUCACAGAUUCUGCACUGCACUAUUUCAAAGAAGAAAAUUCAUAAUGCUAUAUUUUUAUUAUUUUUUUUGGUUCCACUGACAUCUGUUGGAUUAUCUCUUUAGCACCUUAUACUUGUGCAUCUGUGUAUUUAUUAACAUAAGAGUCAGAUUUCCUUGUCUGUAGAUGAUCAGCUAUGAGCUUGUAGUACCUGCUUAUACUUCCAACAUAACUAUUGCACAUUUUAAUAUGAUUCAUUCUAUGGGCAAUAUCUGGACUAAUUAAGAUAAAUGUCGGCUCUUGAUGCAUGGUUCCCCAGUACUAAAGAACAUUGGGAUUGCAAUUCACUCUCCGAGGACAAAGACGUUUACAAACGUACAAGCUUUUUGUUGAACAUACCACCGAGUGACUAAUGCUUUGUAUUGGGUAUAUAGUUGGUUUAAACGAAAGCAAACACAUGAUUAAGUAUGUUAAGAAUAGAAAAUAGUGUUACAUUUUAUGCAGCUUUAGGUUCAGGCCUGGUGCUCUGAUUCUGAACCCUAAAUUAUGAUGUUGCACGUUUUUGCUUUCUAGUGUUCUGCCCUAAUUGCCUGAAACUGCAGCCUCUCACUGGGCUAUAUUUCUGCUUAUGCUAGACACUCAGUUGAGCAGUCUUCAUCCUCCUAAUGUUGGCAAGCUACUCAAAAGCAUGGAGAGAUAGGAGGAAUGCAACUGAAUCUAAAUCUUUGGCGGCACAACCAAACUUUCCUUAGGCGAGUUUUAUCCUGCAUCUCCCCUUCCUCAGCCUAUGAUAAAUAGCAAACCUUCCAUAAUCAUCUGGUUGUGAGAGAGGCAGUAAAUUGUAGUACAAACGUAUUUCUAAUACACCUUACUCUUUCUGCUCGGGAUGCAUGCUAUAAUUUUCCUCUAGGUUAGAAGAUAGUGGCUGUAAGGCCCACUUUCUAUCCUUGAGCACAUGACCCAGGCUGUCAGUGUGUUACUGAGAGAGUGACAGAUUGUUGGAGAUAGUUUUUCUCCUGCUCUCACAAGCUGA
Messenger RNA from Pristis pectinata (smalltooth sawfish), 2627 nucleotides. RefSeq names its product cytohesin-3-like. Gene Ontology annotation, molecular function: guanyl-nucleotide exchange factor activity. The transcript is spliced from 13 exons. The coding region runs from base 138 to 1328 and encodes 396 amino acids. Gene Ontology annotation, biological process: regulation of ARF protein signal transduction. NCBI's taxonomy places the organism in Eukaryota, Metazoa, Chordata, Chondrichthyes, Rhinopristiformes, Pristidae. The record is from RefSeq and is a predicted model, not a curated record.